Nicotiana tabacum (common tobacco) is the source of this 688-nucleotide messenger RNA. Its product is annotated as B3 domain-containing protein Os04g0386900-like. Gene Ontology annotation, molecular function: DNA binding. The record is from RefSeq and is a predicted model, not a curated record. Lineage: Eukaryota; Viridiplantae; Streptophyta; Magnoliopsida; Solanales; Solanaceae.
AGAAUAGGUAGUACCGAAACUCCACUCGUUUGCUGAAGAAUAAGAAAAUGGAACAAGAACUCCAAUUAUCUGUUGAAACUGCAAUGGAGAGCAUACCAUCUUCUGUACAUGUUUCAAACCACGAUGAUAUCUCCACACCCGAGAUUGAAAGCACUGGAAUCGAAGAAAUCGACAAUGGUGAAUACUGGCCACUUUCUGGCAAACCCUAUGUUGAUAUAAUUCUCACAAAAACUACUGUCAAGCCCCACUAUGGCAUGUAUUUACCGAGAAAAAUGAACAAAGAGCUACCUGCUGCUGGAGCGCCAGCAGUUCUUACUUGUGGUCGAAAGAAGUGGGAUAUGUUCUACUAUUCUAAUAAUAACAAAUUUAGUGCUGAGUGGAAAAAAUUUGUGGAUGAUAAUGAUCUCAAGGUAGGGGAUGCACUUGUGUUUGAACUUUCAGAGUGCAGCACUAACAAAAUCCAUUUUAAAGUUCAGAUUCUCAGAGGUGAUUUCCCUUCUGAAUUGCUGCCUGAAGAUGAAGAGGGUGCAACUGAUGCCAACCCAAUAGAAUUAUAGGAAGUUGUAGGCUGUUUACAAAUAUUUGAAACCAUGUUUAGACGAUUAUAUUUUCUGUGAGCAUAGUGUUACUGUUCUGUUUGGCUUAAAAGAAUGACUUACUAUUUGUUAAUGUGGAUGUGUUUUCUCUA